Ylistrum balloti is the source of this 5400-nucleotide messenger RNA. Its product is annotated as lamin Dm0-like. NCBI's taxonomy places the organism in Eukaryota, Metazoa, Mollusca, Bivalvia, Pectinida, Pectinidae. The record is from RefSeq and is a predicted model, not a curated record. Bases 75 to 1886 code for a protein of 603 amino acids. The transcript has 11 exons.
UUUGGCGGCCAUUUUGCCCAAGUUUACAUGAUCUGUGUUUGUUUUGAAGGUCCGAUUUCUACUAAUACUUGAAAAUGGCAAGCAAAACCGGGACACCGACGAAAACCUCGAAGAGGACAGUAACUACGACAACUUAUACCCAACGGUCAUCAGGGGAAGAGACCCCUUCCACGAGCUCUGCCUCGCCGGGUCGGCGCGGCGUGCGAUCUCCCUCACCGGCGAGGUUGACCCGUCAAAAUGAAAAAGACCAACUGCAAAAUCUGAAUGAUCGCUUGGCAUCAUAUAUUGACAGGGUCAGAUUUCUGGAAGCAGAAAAUAGUAAACUGACAGUGCAGAUCAAAUCCGUGGAGGAGACUGUGAACAGAGAUAGGUCCAAUAUAAAAGCUGUAUUUCAGACGGAGCUUGACGAUGCUAGACGUCUCUUGGACGAGACUGCUAAAGAGAAAGCACGUUUACAGAUCGAAGUAGGAAAGUACAAAGAGGAAUCGGAAGACUGGAAACUCAAAUAUCACAAAAAGGAUCGAGAACUGAGAGAUGCGGAAAAUCAGAAUACAGCACUCCUCAAAGAAAACGCAGACCUGGAAAACCGAGCGACCAAUGCGGAGAACCAGAGGAAGCAGUUGGAAAAGGAGUGCAAUAAACUUCGAAGUGAUUUGGCCGCACUGGAGAGACAGUUAGCCACAGCGAAGAAACAGCUAGAGGAUGAGACACUACUUCGUGUUGACCUACAAAACCGUAUUCAGAGCCUCAAGGAGGACCUCUCCUUCAAAACUCAAGUGUACGAACAGGAAUUGAAUGAGACCCGUGUAAGAACAACACAAGAGAUAGAGGAAGUAGAUUCGUCUGUGCGCAUGGACUAUGAGGCCAAGCUACAAGAAGCGCUCCAGAGUUUGAGAGAAGAACAGGAUAUACAGCUUCGAGAAGUUCGCCUUGAGGUUGAAAGUCUCUAUGAGAGGAAGAUCGGUGAUGUGCAGUCGGCCCUCGACAGGAGCAUGAAUAGCUCAAAUGUAUCGUCACAAGAUCUCCUGUCGACCCGUAAACGCCUUGAUGAGAUGUCGUCUGAAGUGACAAAGCUUCGUGCACAGAAUGCUGCUUAUGAGGCACGCAUUGCUAACCUCGAAUCCCAGUUGGCACGUGACCAGGAGGAGUUCCUUGAACGUAUAGCCCAGAAAGAUCAAGAGAUCAAUGAUCUACGUAUAACACUGGACGAACAGACACAGGAGUAUGCUGACCUAUUGGAUAUCAAGAUUAAGCUGGACAAUGAAAUCAUGGCUUACAGGAAACUUCUGGAGGGUGAGGAAGAAAGAUUGAACUUGUCACAGACUUCUUCCACUUCUGAGUCAACUCCUGGACGAUCUGUAGCACGAGGUGCCAAGCGCAAGCGAGUUGCACUUUCUGAUACUGUGGAGGAGUUUAGCCAGUCAUCUUCCAGCUCUGGUUUUGCUACAACAUCUUCAGCUAGCGGCCAUGUGGAAAUUAAAGAAACUGAUGGUGAAGGGCAGUUCAUUAAGAUUUUCAACACAUCAGAUGAGGAUAUUCCUAUUGGAGGGUGGCAGCUGAAACACACAGCCGGAAAAGAAGGCAGUGAAAAAUCUACUCUCUACAAAUUCCACAGAAGUCUACUUCUACGAGCCAAUCAGUCCUGUACAGUAUGGAGUUCUGGUUUAGGUAAGACACACAGCCCACCUUCUGAUUUGGUGAUGAAAACGCAGGAAUGGGUUACCAACGGUGACAUGAAAACUGUCCUCAUCAACAGUGAUGGCGAGGAGGUAGCAUCAAGAGAAAUGUCCAAGACACUAGCACGAACCACACAGUCCUUUCGUACAAGUCGAGGCUUUGAUGAUGUUGAUGCAGGCCGAGGAAGUGAUAGAUGCUCUAUCAUGUAGAACAGCAGGCAGGAAAAGGAGUUGGAUUUUGGGAGAUGUGUAGACCAUGGACCCCAGGAUAACUGUACACCAACAUUUCUUCAAAAGUGCCAAGGAUGCACGCUUUCGUUCAGGGUGGAAUGGUGUCGAAUCUCGUUUUUCUAUGUAUUUGUGUUCUCCGAUUGUUUUUUGAGCAUCGUGGGAAUUGAUUCAACAAAUAUCUACACCAGGUUUUGCUUUGAUUAAAAUGCAUUCAGGGAAUUGUGAAAUUUACUGGAUGUAAAGUGAUCCUGUUUACAUGUCUAAUUUAUUGUUAUAGAAAAUUCAAAAUUAUGUUGGUGUGAUAUUGGUCAUGUUUUGGUAGGACAUCUUCCUGCUGAAUAUAAAUCAACCAUUUAAACUUAGGACACUGACAACUUGUUAAAAUUUUCACUUUUAAGUGAUUUAAUUUCUUUUUGAGAAGUUUUGUUACUUCAUUUCUGAUUUGUAGCAAAGAUCAUGAAAACCCAUCAAUCCAUGUUGCUGUGUUUAUUUCAUUUUUUUGUUUGUUUUUUGCACCAAGUUCUUACAAAUACUUACAAAUCUUAACCAUGUGAGAGUAGUAGUAGUUCAAUCAACGUCACAUCAGUUGAAAAAUUUUAAAUAUGUAGAAUGUGUUGUGAAAAAUAAGAACCUAGCGUGGAUGACUGAUUUAUGGUUUAUUAGCUAGGUAUGUCAUUUGCUGCCUUUCCUACCUCAAACAUGUUUAGAGGUAAAAUAUUCAACAGGAACGACAUUUGAUUGCUGGCUCCAUUUUUUCGAGUCGAGAUAAGUACUAACAAAAACACCACAUUUUGCUGUCAAACACGCUGCCAUUUCUGUUCACUCAUUUCAUUUGUAAUCUAUAUUCAUAUCACUGAAAUUGUUAUUCAAAUGUCUUCCUGUGCAAGACUGUUAAAUAGUUAAAUAUCUUAAGGUUUAUUUCUGUUUAAAAAUCUGAAUUGAAAACCUGACAAAUUGAUGCCGAAAAUCUGUAUUGGAUAUGAAAGAUGGUAUCAAACUGACAUGUUAAUUCCACACCAUAAAUAAUUAACAACACAUGUGUUGAUUAAAAUAGUAUGCUUAAAUUUGCUUACAAGUAAGGCAGCUUGAAAUGGUGUACAUAUUUCCUGGCUAUAUCUGUUAUAGACACAAGGUGUACCAAAUUUGCCUUUAAUAUUUAAUUCCAGCAUAAUGUGACGUCACUUGGCAAUUUCCAGUAAUCACAUCAGAAAUGGAUACAGCACUUAAUAUCGCAACUCAAAUUUUAUUGAAUAUUGUGGAAAGAUAAAGGGUGUUUUAUUUAUGUUGGAAGAUUUGAAACGUUUAUGAUAGCAACUUGUUAUUGAUAGUAUUUAUGUGUUUGUUGAUCCAGUGGACGAUUCCUGCCUUGUUGAUGUCGUGUUAUGUUAAUGUCUGGUUGUGGUUUAUUUUUGUCCAUUCAUAGGAUUCAUAUUCUAUAAAAACAGAAAUUGUGUGGAAACUUUACAUGUCAUAUAUAUAAUUUGCGUAUAAUGUCUCUCAUUUUAUUGAUAUUUACAUAUAUACAUAUAAUUUUUUUCAUUCGAAUUCAUAAUAUUGAUUUUUCAAAGCUUUCUCACUUGAAAUUUGAUUUCAGUUUUGUCAAUUUCGCAAUUUGCGCCAUUAAAAGUACAUGGUUUAAUUAUAUAGUAAAAGUUUAUUUGCUAGAUGUCUUCCAUGUAAACCAUAGCUUUUUAACAAGGAAAAUCUUGUUUUUUAAAAAGUGCAAUAAAAAGAGGUCAUUGUUCGAUGAUUUCACAAUUUACGAGGAUUUUCUUGAUGAGUUCCCUGUAGGUAGGGUACCCAUUGGUCUUGCUAGAUGGACUGAAGCAAUCCUGAUGAAGUGUGGUGUCAGGGACACCAUACCAAUUUUUAUCACUUGGAUCUUCUGAACAGAACAGUUUAAUAUAACCAUGCUAUCCUUUUAGUUUCUGAACAGGAUAUGUUCAUGUGAUUGGCUUUGAUUAAUCAUUAUUCCAUGUCUUUUCACACUAGUCACUUCGGUGGUCUUCGGUAACAGUGGUUUUAAGUCCAGGCGUUUCCUCUCUUCAUUGACUCUCAUAUCAUACCCUCAAUAGAUAUUGCCAUUUAAAAGUGGAGAAAAGGCAGCUUAUAAUAAGCUGGGGAAAAAAUUGUUCUCGAAAAAAAUCUAAAUUUGAAAAGACGGAAAAUUUGCUUCAGCAUUGGUUGAAUAAUUUAUUUAGGCGUUGGUUGAAUCAUAAAUUUUUUGACUGUAAUAUUUUGAUAUCUGUCAGAAAAAACAAAUAUGCUAGAGAGGAAGCGUUGUCUUAAAGGUGGACUUUUCAUCAUUAUUAUUUGAGAAAUCUUGUAUAACCCUGAAAAAACUUGCCUUACAUGUGUAGUACAUUGUUUAGCACUAAUUAGUCAUUAUUUUCAUUUAUCUUUAAUAUAUUAAGUGUUUUAAAAAUAUAUACUUAUACUCCCUGCAUGUAGACCUAAUGCACUAUAAAACAGUAAUUUGUCAAUAGCAGUGUAAAAGAACUACAUUUGGCAGAUUUACAAUUAAAAGAUCUAAGUGUGAUGAUGUGAUUAGGUAACCGUUACAAAUUUGUUUGGUAUGUUUAAUAACAUUUAAAUGUGAUGUUCUAUAGAUGAUAUAGGUUUACAUGUAUUUCGUCAUAAUAUUAUAGUCUGAUAUUCUAUUCUGUAGAGUUUGCAUGAUAUGGUAUCCUGGUGCAUCACAUACUAAUUUUCUGACCUUAAACUUUCAUUGUAGGAAUACUUUUGCUUGUCAUUUGAAAUUCCAUUUCAUUACCUUAUGCUCAACAUGGUAAUUAUGCUGUAAUUAUCGUGAAUUUUUCAUGGGUGCAAAUGUCUUGUUUGUAGACUUUGCAGCUUUGUGUACGCUACUAUUAUUGGUAUAUGCAAGGGGCCAUUCAUAAAUUCCACAUAUGGUAAAUGUAAUGUUUCUAGUUUCGUCAAUUCUUGACACAAUUUUCGGGAAAUAAUUACAGGUUUCGUGUACUAUCUGCUUGUGAACAUACAUAGCCUGGCUUAGUUAGCAGCUUCAAGCGAGUGACAUUAACACAAAUUCUUGUACCUCUAAACAAUAAUGGUCUUGUAGUCAAAGUCUGUGUGAUAUAAAUGUUUAGCUUAAAUACAAAUGUAAACAAAAUAUAUAUAUCAAACAUCAGGCGCUUUUCACAGAGAAGGGAAAAUUUUUUUAUGAUUUAUGUUCUGCAGAAGUGACAGUAUUGUAAAGUAUUUUAAAAACAUGUUUUGGUUUGCAUGUUCUCAUCUUCAAGCUAAUGAAUAUCAGUUGAUUUGCUUUUUUGACCAAAAUUCCUGAACUUGUCUAAUUUUAGAUGUGAUAGUGAUGAUUUUGUGAUUCAUAGUAUGGUUCUUGGAUUAUUGCAUUUGCACACAUCUUGAUUUCGACCACAAAAAUUCACGCAUGCAUUUAUCAUGUGAGAAAUAGAAACAAAAGAAUCAUAAGUGGUUUUCACUUCCUCUCAAAAAAAAAAAUUAUAUAAAA